This is a messenger RNA of Lacerta agilis (Sand lizard), 3102 nucleotides long. It is a transcript of the gene ARID3B, whose product is annotated as AT-rich interaction domain 3B. NCBI's taxonomy places the organism in Eukaryota, Metazoa, Chordata, Lepidosauria, Squamata, Lacertidae. The transcript is spliced from 9 exons. The record is from RefSeq and is a predicted model, not a curated record. Bases 189 to 1886 code for a protein of 565 amino acids. Gene Ontology annotation, molecular function: DNA binding. Gene Ontology annotation, biological process: regulation of transcription by RNA polymerase II. Gene Ontology annotation, cellular component: nucleus.
GGGGGCGCGGCUGAGGCGGCUGCUGCUGCUGCGCGCGAGACCCCGCCGGAGCGGGCGGUUGCCUGCCUGCCUCCUUGGCUGCCUGGCUGUUGUGGUCGCCGCGCUGAGAUUCCACUGCUCUCCAGAGGCUUUGGCUGGAGUCUUCUCCAGCAGAACUCUCACCUUAUUGCAGCCAUGUUAACAGCAGGAUGAAACUGGAGGCUGUCGUGGAGCAGCUGCAGAAGCAGAAGCAGCAGCAACAGCAAGCACCCCCUAUGCAGAUGGAUUCCAGGGAGAGGCAACAGAGGCAGAUGAGGGAAACCCAGCUGCAUUAUGCCCAGCAGCUGACGGUGCAGCAAGCUGCUCUCGGUGCCACAUCUGGAAAGGCUCCAGGUGGCCCCCUCCUUGGUCCUUCCGCCCGAGUCCCACCUGUGCUUGGGGCUGCCCAGACGUUUGAUCAGAGCAGUAUGAACUCGGAGGAGGAGGAGGAGGAGGAAGAGGAGGAGGAGGAGGAGGAGGGAGGAGAAGAAGAUGAAGAUUUGGAAGAUGGUGACCUUGAAGAUGAUGCACCAAGAACUGGGAAAGAGUCAUGUUCCGCUUUGAAGUAUUUUCAUGCUUCCAAAGUUGCCCCCCACAACCAAAGAGUGGCUUCUUCCUCUAAUCCUCUGCCUAUUCUAGUGGGGCAGCGGGGACAGCAGGGAAAGGAUGAGCAGGGUAAUGAGUCUGCCAACCCUCCAUAUUGUGGUUCAACAUCUGGAAGGCAGGCCUGGAGGCUGGAUGAGCAGCUCAAGCAGAAUGGGAGCCUGAGCUGGAACGAAGAAGCUGAUGGCAGCAGAGGAAGAGAGGUAUCUCGAGACUUUGCCAAGUUGUAUGAACUGGAUGGUGAUCCCGAGCGGAAGAAGUUCUUGGAUGACCUCUUCAUUUUUAUGCAGAAGAGGGGGACGCCAAUCAACCGCAUCCCCAUCAUGGCAAAGCAGAUCCUCGACCUCUACAUGCUUUACAAGCUGGUGACCGACAAGGGAGGGCUGGUGGAAAUCAUCAACAAGAAGAUCUGGAGGGAGAUCACCAAAGGCCUUAACCUACCCACCUCCAUCACCAGUGCUGCAUUUACACUUCGCACCCAGUAUAUGAAGUACCUCUACGCCUAUGAAUGUGAGAAGAAGUCCUUAAGUUCUCCCGCUGAGCUGCAGGCUGCCAUUGACGGCAACAGGCGGGAAGGCCGGCGACCCAGUUACAGCUCCUCCUUGUUCAGCUACUCCCCUGCUGCCACGGGGCCUCCUUCGCUCCUGUGCCCUCCAAAGAUCCGCUUCCCCAUCGUUAGCCUCGCCUCUGGUGGCGGAACCAGCACCCCUCACCUGUCUUCAGCAGGCGCUCUCAGGAAAGGUGACGGUGUCCCCUUGACCGUGUCCACGCCAAACCGCAUUGCCAUGCCUGUGGCCUUGGCGAAUCAGCAGGCGGCUGUGACGGCAGCGGCACGAACUGCUACCCUGGACCAGCUAAGGGAGAGGCUGGAGUCUGGGGAGCCCGUGGAGAAGGUGGCGCGGAUGACGGAGGAGGAACAGCGCUUCAUCCAGCAGGCCUUUCAGCGGAACCUCUUCAGCAUGGCCCGGCAGCUGCCCAUGAAGAUCAAGAUCAACGGCCGAGAGGAUAAAUCAGAUUCAGCGGCGACAUCAGCAGCACUGAACUGGACCCCGUCUGGCUUUGGAAGCAUUAAUAUGUCCGUGGAAAUCAAUGGCACAAUCUAUGCUGGGGUCCUGUUUGCCCAGAAACCUGUCGUCCACCUCAUUGCCGGAUCCAGCACGCAGAGUACCGGCGGCGGCAGCAGCAGUUCCUCCCACUGUUCACCCAGUCCGACCUCCUCCAGGGGCACACCUGGUGUUGAGCCCUCAACCAGCUGGUCUCUCUGAGGGGGAAGCAGGGAGGAGAUGCUCUCUCUUUCCCUGGCCCCAAGCGGUCCUGCCGGUGACCUCGCCUCGAGGAGCCCGCUUAGAAGACCAGCCAGUGGCAGAGAAGCAAAGAUCCUGUGCUGGCAAGGAUCCUGCCGAGGUGGUCUCUUGCUGCCCAUCUCACCUUUCUUCAGGUCUUGCUGUGUCCUCGGUGGGAAAAGGAGGGCAAGGGGGCGGGGGGCGGGAGGGGACACAGGGCGUGUUUCAAUCAGGGAUUCUCUUGAUGGGCUGUGUGAGUUUUUGUAGAUGACUGAGUAUCGCCACUGUAGCAAAAGGCGAAGGCAAGAAACCCGUUUUCCCAUGCUUCAAACGACCCUUUUCCCCUAACAUGACUGCAGUGUAUUGACAAUCCUACCCCCAGAGGCAGAGGGGGAACAUAGCUCUCUUCUCUCAUAUACCACCCCCACAUCCUUGAAUUCCUCUCUCCAGCUUGCUUUUACACACAGAGACACACAAACCCAUAUUUGAUCCCUCUGUGUGUUAAUGUGCAGGUCUUACUGGGUCUCUUUCCUCUUCCCAGUUAGCCAGCCUUGACUCAAAGGGCCAGUGCAUCUCCUGCCUGCCUCUCUCCUUAGGUUUGGCCUGCUAGCUUCCUUUGGUGUAGUCUGACAGCAUGGAAGUUCCCUUUCGUGCUGCUUCUGCAGCAUUAAGCAAGGCCCCUGGGAGGCUGGACAGGCCUUUGGAGGAAUCUGCUCCAGCUGCCCUUCACAGCUUUGCCCAGCCUUCCCUGCAGAACUGGGGCUCAGGCGCCAGCAUUGGCAGGUUCUUCCACAGCCUCACUCCUAUCCAGCCUCCCCAUGAGGUCAAGUUGUGCAAUUCUAUUUCUCCAUUCUUUCUGCCUCAGGGGUGGGUGGGAAUGCAUGGAAUUAUUAUUAUUAUUUUUAAUUUUUAAAAACUCUACCAGUCAGAAAGCUAAAGGUGAAAGUGGUUAGGGGCUCAUCUAGGUCAGGCACAUUUUAUGGCCCACCCACCCUUGCUUCCCUGUCUCCCCCCAAAUGUAACUGGGAUUGGGCAUCUUGAUGCUGAAAGAACAAAACUGUUCUUGCAUUGCUGCUGCCUGUGUCCACUCACUUAACACUUGCCGAGAAUCCUCUGUGAUCCCAGCCUAUCAAAGGGGGAUUGGCUGCUUCCUUGUGCAUUGGUGGGGCCAGCCCUAAUUGACUGCCCCACAGCCCCA